This is a messenger RNA of Stegodyphus dumicola, 1697 nucleotides long. RefSeq names its product synaptotagmin-5-like. Gene Ontology annotation, cellular component: plasma membrane; exocytic vesicle. The record is from RefSeq and is a predicted model, not a curated record. Gene Ontology annotation, molecular function: phosphatidylserine binding; clathrin binding; calcium-dependent phospholipid binding. Gene Ontology annotation, biological process: calcium-ion regulated exocytosis. Lineage: Eukaryota; Metazoa; Arthropoda; Arachnida; Araneae; Eresidae.
GGUUUCCCCUCUAGAAAUCCCGUUUACAUCUGAUGGCGCCCCCAGUUUAUCCUUUUUUUGAAGACGCAAGGAUGGCUAAGUGGAAAGAAGUGGUGCUCAAGAACUUUAGCAUAUUUCGAGAACAACCUCAGAGGACGCAUCCAUCGCCGCCCAUUCUUUCUUCAUCCUGUCCCACAACGUCCGGCAUGCCUCCGGUUAGGCCGAGUGCUGUAACGCACUCAUCGGCAUGUCAGGAUCACGUAUAUGUCCGGCUUUCUCUACCCGAUGUUCAUGUAGAGGAUGAAAAGGUGUCCUCUUCACAGUCCAGCUACUCACUACCCGCUGUCCGGAAAAGAUCUCCAGUUAACCGGGCCCGAUCCAUGGACGCUCGAGCGAUGCCAUGUCCCGUACCCCGACUCUCCAUCUGUACCAGAUGUGAGAGUCAGACAGGGGGCCCAGCGUCGCCUUCUUACCUCAGGACUCCAUCUCCGGAAACAAGAUCUCCGGAUCCUGUCUUGAGGCCCGUCAGCCCCACCUCAGGGGGGAUCAGGCCCAGAUCUCUCAGCCCCCUGCUCUCCCCGGCCUACUCGCAGAACUCGCAGAGCUCCAGGGACUCCAAGGAUUCGGACUGCGGAGUGAGUCCCGGAUCUGCUAGCCCACUCGGAUCCAUUCAGCCAGAUUUGUAUAAGAAAAAGGAUAUGGUCUUCUUCCACCAAUCAACGGACAGCCAAGAUGGCACUAAAUACGGCCGUCUCCAUUUCCGCCUUAAAUACGAUUUCGACAGAUCGGAUUUGGUUGUCCACGUGAUAGAAGCCUUAGACCUGGGAACGCUUUCAGAAAAUGGUUUCAAUGACCCUUACGUAAAAGUAUCCCUCAUACCGGAAGUGGAUUCUAAAGUCCGACGAACAGACAUCAGAAGGAAUUGCUCGGAUCCCUUUUUCAAUGAGAUUUUUAAGUUUCCUGUCACAUACGAUGAGUUGGCCGACAAAUCACUGCUUUUCCAAGUAUUCGAUUAUGAUAGGUUCUCCCGGAAUGAUGUCACAGGUGAAGUUCGGAUACAAAUGUGCGAAGUGGACAUCACUUCUGAAAUAGAAGUCUGGAGCGAAAUACAAAAAAGUGGAAGAGUAUCUCAAGACAGACCUGAAAUUCUUCUGUCAUUAAGUUACCUACCUUCUGCAGGGCGUUUGACUCUCGUAGUUCUUAAGGCUUCCAAUCUGGUUUCGCCUGAUACUAAAGACUACCCAGAUGCUUAUGUCAAAGUAAGUCUCACUUCUGGAGACAAUAAAAAGAUUAAGAAGAAAAAGACUACCACGAAAAAAGGUGCCAAUAACCCAGUAUGGAACGAGGCGCUCAGUUUCGACGUCACAGAAGACGAUUUGAAGCACUGCCACCUGGUGGUGAGUGUAGUGAAUUGCCAUCACGGUCACAGCCCACUCUUGGGAACUUGCGUCCUAGGGCACAGAGGACAUGGCCAAGGUUCUGUCCAUUGGGAUAAUAUAGUUCAGAACCCGCGGAAGUCGAUGGCCAUGUGGCAUCCACUUUACAUUUGACAAACAGGCUAAUAAGCUGAUUUCGUCAGUUGAUUGUUGUCUGUCUGAACACACUUAUGUUGUGUGUCAUGGGGUAUUUUUAGUACUCCUUGGUCAAAAAUAUAUAUCGGGUACGAGCCAUGCUUUGGUGUGAAAAUACUUUACUUGCUAAUAGAUGGGAGAAUGCAC